CGGCGAGGGGAGGGAAAGCCCCCCGCGGCCCUUCCCUGGCGGGAGGGUCCCGGCUGCUCGGGGGGCGGUGCCACGGACGCGGGGCGGCGGCUGGAUCCUGCUGUGGGACGCCGGAGCCGAAGUUGCGGCGGGGCGGCCGCCGCCCCUGUCGUCUCUCCCGAUGUUCGUGUGACUCGGCGGUGGCGGUGAAGAGGACGAGAAAGGGGGGAGACCUCCCACCUCAGCCCCGCUGGUCCCUGCGCUCCGGCUGGUUGUUGUGCGUGAGAGAGACACACACACACACACCGCUCCCCCGUCCCUCCCCUUCCCUCGCUCUACAGCCCCGGAGAGGCCGGAGCGGGCGCGCUGCUGCCGCCGCGUCUCGGGGCACCCUCGGCCUGGCCCGGCCCGGGCGCGUCUGCUGCCGGAGAAGAAGGAGAAGGAGUGCCCCGGCGGGCAGACGGCCCAGCCAUGAGCGGCGGGGAGGUGGUCUGCUCGGGCUGGCUCCGAAAGUCCCCACCGGAGAAGAAGUUGAAACGCUACGCAUGGAAAAGGAGAUGGUUUGUGCUUCGCAGCGGACGCCUAACAGGGGACCCAGACGUACUGGAAUACUACAAAAAUGACCACGCCAAGAAACCAAUCCGAAUUAUUGACUUAAAUUUGUGUCAACAAGUGGAUGCUGGAUUAACAUUCAACAAGAAAGAGUUUGAAAACAGUUAUAUUUUUGAUAUCAACACUAUAGACAGAGUUUUCUAUCUGGUAGCAGACAGCGAGGAGGAGAUGAAUAAGUGGGUUCGAUGUAUCUGUGAUAUCUGUGGGUUCAACCCUACAGAUGAGGAUGCUGUGAAACCACCAGUCAGUUCUUUACAACCAUCUGCUGAGUUACCUUUGCCCAUCAACACUUCACCGCCUUCCAUACAAGCAGAAUCUUCCCUGCCUCCUCCUUACCAGCUUAUCAACAUCCCCCCACUGGAGUCUUCCUCUGGUCAAGAAGAUCCUCAAGACUACCUACUGCUAAUAAACUGUCAAAGUAAAAAACCUGAACCUAUGAGAUCUCAUGCUGACUCUGCAAAAUCCAGCUCUUCCGAAACAGACUGCAAUGAUAACGUGCCCUCCCACAAAAUCCCCGCUCCAUCAGCGAGCAAGCAUGCUGUGAAUGGCUUUUUUCAGCAGCAAGGUGUCUACGACUCGCCGCCCUCCCGUGCUGGACUGACCCUGGCAGACUGCAGCCUUUAUAACCUGCCUAGGAGUUACUCACAGGAUGUUUUACCGAAGGCAGCGUCUCCCUCUGGGACUGAUGCGGAGGGAGAGCAACACGUUUUCAGUACCCCGUCAACGACGUCUUCGCUGGACGCACAGAUGAGACACGUCUCCAUUAGCUAUGACAUUCCGCCCACACCUGGAGGUACUUACCAGAUUCCACGAACUUAUCCAGAGGGAACGUUGUCUCAGACUUCCAAACUGGAGACUAUUCCAGAUAUUCCUCCGCCUCGGCCACCGAAACCUCACCACGCCGCAGAUCGCUCUCCUGUGGAAACAUGUAGCAUUAGUCGCACUGCUUCAGACACUGAUAGUAGCUAUUGCAUCCCGACGGCGGGAGUGCCGCCCUCACGCAGCAAUACCAUUUCAACUGUAGACCUGAAUGUCUUCCGUAAAGAAAUUAGUUCUCAAGACUGUUAUGAUAUUCCACGAACCUUUCCGAAUGACAGAUCUAAUUCACUGGAGGGCUUCCAUAACCACUUUAAAAACAGAAGCAUGUUGACAGUGGGAAGUGUUUCAAGUGAAGAACUAGAUGAAAAUUAUGUCCCAAUGAAUCCCAACUCUCCUCCACGACAGCAUUCCAGCAGCUUCACUGAACCCAUCCAGGAAACAAACUAUGUACCAAUGACACCAGGCACGUUUGAUUUUCCCUUAUUUGGAAAGCAAGUCCCUCCUCCUGCUCACAUGGGGUUCAGGUCCAGUCCAAAGACCCCUCCCAGACGGUCAGUACCUGUUGCAGAAUGUGAGCCACCGCCAGUGGAUCGGAACCUCAAACCAGACAGAAAAGGUCAAAGUCCUAAAAUUUUAAGACCUAAAGCACAUGGUUUAGAGCGAACUGAUUCACAAACCAUAGGUGACUUUACUACAAGAAGAAAGGCAAAACCAGCUCCACUAGAAAUAAAACCUCUGCCUGAAUGGGAAGAAUUACAAGCCCCAGUUAGAUCUCCUAUCACCAGAAGCUUUGCACGAGACCCCUCCAGGUUUCCUAUGUCUCCCAGACCGGACUCAGUUCAUAGCACAACUUCCAGCAGUGACUCGCACGACAGUGAAGAGAAUUAUGUAUCCAUGAAUCCAAAUCAGUCCACUGAAGACCCAAAUUUGUUUGGAAGCAACAAUCUUGAUGGAGGAAGCAGCCCUAUGGUAAAACCUAAAGGAGAUAAACAAGUAGAAUAUUUAGAUCUGGACCUAGAUUCGGGGAAAUCUACCCCACCUCGUAAGAAAAAGAGCAGUGGUUCGGGCAGCAGUGUGGCAGAUGAGAGAGUUGAUUACGUUGUGGUCGACCAACAGAAAACGCUAGCACUGAAGAACACACGAGAGGCAUGGACUGAUGGGAGACAGUCUACAGAAUCUGAAACACCUACAAAAAGCAUGAAAUGAAAAUCCUGCUUUUUUGUCCAAGAACAGCAAGGAGUGAAUUUUGAAGCAUUACAGAACCACGAUGGCAGUGGUGUUUGAUUGUAUGGUACCUGAUUCACUGGUGCGUGAAUAGGUUCUUGACUGAAUAAGGAUGGGAGCUGAAGGACACUCUGUAUACAUCAAAGGAAUUUUAAGAUCAUAAAUUGGCUCUGUGGUCUCUGGAAAAAAUUGCAGUCUGUAAAUAACUUGUAAAUUAGCCUUGCUUAGCUUUCAGAAAACCUUUUGUUCUGUAGUUAACACAUCUGUAGUAUUCCUAUGUUUAUGCACUUUUCAGUUACAAUGUUGGUUCAGGUAUUCCCAGUUAGUGUACCUUAAAGUCUAAUUCAUCUGGAGAAGUUUUUAUUGUUUUGGUUUUAUUAUUAUUUUUCCUUACACUACUAUUCCUUACAAUUUUAGGUUAAUCAAGCUACAUGUAGAUACAGAAAUGAAUAUUUGAACUUCAUUUUAACAACUUUUCAAAUUGAUUUUGCAGACAUACUUUCACAAUUGAAUAAUCUACUUGAAAUGCCAAGAGAUGACAGUUACAUACUUGUUUAUAUUUAAUACACACAAGAUUAUUUGGAAGUCUACAGGUUACCUUCCUAACAAAAAUUGCUGUGAGUUAAUAAUAAUGAACUGUACUGGGUUUAGGCCUACAAUCCUGGUUAGUUGUUAAUGGUGGAACUUCUAUUGUAUUUUAUUAAUGACAGUGUUCUGCGUUGAAUGGGUGAAGAUUCUGCAGGGUGGGAUCUUACACUUUUAAAGACUGAAUAAUUAAAUACCAAGUAAGCCUGCAAACCACAGAUGGCAUGCAGUAAUAUUGUGAUCUCACACUUAUUAACAAGAAAUAACCUUUAUAUUAUUUACAGAAGGUAGAGUAUAUAAGUCAGGUACGUACCAAGCACUGUUGUGCUAAUACACUGAUCAGGUUUAGACAAUGAGCUUUAGUUUUGUACUAUUUAGAAGUUCUAAUGUCAAUUUUCAGUUCAAGACUAAUGGGACAGUUUGACAUUCACUGUUUGUAGUACUAGCAAAAUACUGUGAUUUUGAAUUAGACAUUAAUUCAAAGGGAAAUACUAUGUUUUGACACCAUAGUGCCCUUCUUAUGAUCUCUAUUUUACUUUAAUCUCCUGCUUGGCCUUAUAUUUAAAUCCCUAUGCAACUGAUGUUUUAUAUCUCUGUUUUUUAAAAUUAGGUAAUAUACUUAAAUGAUCCCCUUGUAAACCACGUGCUGCCCUUUUCCUGGUACAGGAUUUUAAGCUCUGUAUACUGUGACCCUUUAUUCUACUAUGCCAGUUCCAAAUAAUAAUCUGCCUUGGGUUAGAAACAUUUGUUGUUAUUUGGAAGAAGAUAGAGUCCUUUAAAUACGUGAAUGAGUUAGGUCUAGAUAGAAAACUUACUAACACUUUUGUUUUACACAAACACCCUCAAGUAAGUGGUUGGUUUUAUUUUCCCUCCCAAUUGUUUUCUUCUGUCCAGAUCAUUUAAAAGUUGAACGUAGAGCUGUGUUGUUUUCUGGCAUGUUGGCCUUAGUACUGUGCCUAAUCUACCGUUGGUUGUUUCUCUCCCCUCACUGCCACAAUCUACAGUAUGUAAAUUAUCUUAUUCUUAACAAAGGUUCUUUUUAAAUUAGUAAUAUUUUGAUGCUUUGAAUGUCCAUUAAAAAAAAAAAAAAAAAGGAAAAAAAAAGGAAAAAAAGAAAGAAACUAAACACAAUGCAUUUUCAGGUGAAUUUUAAAUAAAUCAAGUUGUUCAGUUUUGAUGUGUAAACUCUGUCCUGUGAAACAGCAAACCCCUGUUGAUGCGUCUCUGAAGGUGCCUAGAUACCAAGCACGCUAUUG
This is a messenger RNA of Dryobates pubescens (Downy woodpecker), 4475 nucleotides long. It is a transcript of the gene GAB1, whose product is annotated as GRB2 associated binding protein 1. Bases 451 to 2616 code for a protein of 721 amino acids. The transcript is spliced from 11 exons. NCBI's taxonomy places the organism in Eukaryota, Metazoa, Chordata, Aves, Piciformes, Picidae. The record is from RefSeq and is a predicted model, not a curated record.